AUGCCGCUCUGUCUCACCUUCAUCGACUUAAAGAAGGCCUUCGACUCAGUUGAGACGGACGCGGUCGUGGAAGCCUUGGACAACCAAGGCGUCCCUACUCAGUACAUAAAGGUACUUCUAGAGUUGCGCAGUAACUUCACGACCGGAAUUUCGCCAUUCUACAACAACAUCAUCAUUGACGUGAAGAGGGGGGUCCGACAGGGUGAUACAAUUUCACCCAAAAUAUUCACAGCCACCCUCGAGAACGCAAUGCGAAAGUUGGAAUGGGACGACAUGGGAGUGAAGAUUGAUGGUCGACAGCUACACCAUUUGCGCUUUGCUGAUGACCUCGUACUGAUAACACCUACCAUCAGCCAAGCGGAAUGA
This is a messenger RNA of Necator americanus (New World hookworm), 366 nucleotides long. RefSeq lists its product as uncharacterized. Lineage: Eukaryota; Metazoa; Nematoda; Chromadorea; Rhabditida; Ancylostomatidae. The transcript has a single exon. The record is from RefSeq and is a predicted model, not a curated record. Bases 1 to 366 code for a protein of 121 amino acids.